UUUGUGUGUCCGCCCGCAGACUGUCUCGCCUGGACGGGCUGGAGCACCUCACCAAGCUGGAGGUGCUGGACCUGCACGGCAACCAGCUCCACCACGUACAGGGCCUCGCGCACCUCAAGGAGUUGCGGUUGCUGAACCUGGCGGGCAACAUGCUGCGUCACGUGAAUGGGCUGCGAGGCCUCGACUGUCUGGUAGAGCUCAACUUGCGCCGCAACUUGAUCCGAACGGUGGCCGACCUGCACUACCUGCCGCGCCUCGAGAAGGUCUUCAUGGGCUACAACGAGAUCUACAGGUACGAAGACCUCGCCUGCCUCCAAAACUGCCUCAAGCUGCGAGAGCUGUCCCUGGAGGAGAACCCCAUCAGCCGCCAGCCCCACUACUUCCACCACACCGUCGCCAGGUUCUACAGACUCAAGAGGCUGGACGACCAAGAGUUGACGAUGGAGACGCGGCGGCAGUCGGAGAAGGUGCUGCAGAAGGCGAAGGAGAAGGAGCGCGCCCAGGCGACCCGCAUCAGCGACGAGGAGAAACGGAACUCCGCCAUCACCAACGCCAUGAAGAACUGGCAGGUGCUCAAGAGACAGCACCGAAAGCUCGUCCGAAAACCCAGCGAGAGUUCCAAUAGUGCUAGUGACCAGCCGCCCUCCAAGGACAGUGACGGCACCACCUCCAGUGGGUUCUGUGGAGACACCGUGUCCGAUGUUGGCGAGGAGGAAGAAGAGGAGGGGAAGAAGGAGAGCGCCGAGGAGAAAGAUGAGGCUGGAGAGGAGGCCAAGGCGGACGGCACAAAGGAGAACGAUAGUCAGAAGGGGAGUGCGGCGGAGGUGGUGGAAGAGCAGCAGCAGCAGGAGGAUGACCGAGCCUCCCUGGCCUCCUCCGCCACUUCCAGUGGCAUUUCUGACGUGAGUCUGGUUCACAGAGCCACGAAGCAGCGCCUGACCGAGGCGCCGCAGCAACCCGCCGUCCCAGAGGCUGAAAAGGCCAAGGAGGUUCAGAUUACCUCGGAAAGUGUUAAGAAAGUGACUAAAAAAGCCCCAGCUAAGUGUGUCGAUAAAACUAACCUACCGAGGAGCAAGUCCUACACGGACAUGAGGAUUUUAAGGAGAAAACCUUCAUUUGAGGAGGACAACUCGGGCAGGGUGAAGGUAGCUAGGACUCCAGAGGUGCAGCGGGGUGGGUGCGAGGCAUGGGGAGGGGCGGGGCGUGGUAAUGAAAAGAUCAGCCUGGAGGCGGCCCCGCGUGGUGCGUUGCCUGUGCAGAACGUGCCCGUGGCACGGCGGGGAGUGCGGCUGGGCAGCCCGCGGGCCGCCGAGAAGGUAGUGCCUCGAAUAAUUGCCAAUGAGAGCAGUAAACAAGGCCGUGGCAGCCCAAAGAACUUUGAACUGUUGAAGAAAAGUGAGGCGACGCGGGGUGCUGGCCAGCUGCCCGACAAGGUGGUGAGUGCCGCCAUCACGAGAGUCAGGUCUAAUCUCAGUCUUCCGGUCCAGAGCCCCGAGGUGCCUGUCUCCCCGAGGAACGCCAUCUCAGAACCGUCCGAAAUUGACUCGAGUUCGGAUGCUGAGUCUGCCGCCACCGCCACCACCACCAACACCGCCGGCACGCCCACCAGCUCCGUGGAGCCGCCGCCCCACCCCACCGCCUCCCGGGGUCCGCACAGCUUGGCAGACCUGCGGGUGCCCCUCACCAGGCCCAGGGAGCAGGAGCGACCUACCUCCGAGAAGGCUGACAAGGCCGUGCCAGCGGUGGGUCAGAGCAGCACGGGGAUCCUCCGCGAGCAGGGACCCAACUUCCUGGCGGAGCUGGAGGGCGAGCGUCUGAGUCUGUACGGGCAGGGCGCCCUCCGCUGCACUGACCUGGCCUGGGAGAAGUCUAUGGCGGCGGCGGCAACCACUGCGCGUUUCCAGUACAUCAACUUUGAUGACAUUGUCGACAUCUUCCCAAAACUACGGGUAAAGUUUCCUCGCUUGGAGAAUUUCAUCUUCGUGGAGACGCACUUAGCCAAGUGUAGCCAGCUCAACGCCCUCGCCGAGCUGCACCAGGUAACCUCCCUGGAAGUGGGUAAGGAGGGCAACCCGCUCACGCAGAUUCCUUACUGGCGUCUGUACGCGGUGUUCCGGCUCUCCCACUGGGGCCUGCGACUCAUCGACGGCGUUGAGGUGAGCGAGGAGGAGCGCACGGACGCGGCUGUCAUGUUCAGCCACUUGAGCCAGCUGGCCUUCACCUGCCUGCCGCGGGACCAGCUGGCCGCCUUCCUGUCCUCGCACCAUCACCACCACGGCCACCACCACGCCCACCCCGCCGGAGACCAUGACCCCGCCUCGCCGCCGCCAGGCGGCGGCGGGACGCAGGACACGGGGGGCGGCGCCGCGGGCAGGGAGGAGGACGAGGGCCCGCGCCUCAACCUGCCGCACCUGCAGGACCUUAUCGGGAAGGAGGCGUUGCAGUAUCGACCUGCCGCCCGCCUCACGCAGGAGGACAACGCGACACUGGUGAGUGCAGGAAGACAGGCACGUCAGCUUGCUGUGUGGACCUUCGACUCCCUGCACCGCCUGCACACCCAUCAUGCCACCUGGCCCUCUGUCCUCCAUGACUUGGUGCGUGAUGCCGUGACUGACCUAGCCAAACCCACCUACGGAAAGCAGUGCCUCGAGGAUGUCAAACGAACUCUGGGCUGGAAGAAGUAAAGCCAGUGGUGUGCGCUGUUUAGUUUUACUAACUUAUAAACUUUGUUCCCCUUGUGAUGGGGCAAAGCUACUGUGUUUUGUUACAUAAGCAUUUUUUAAAAUUUUUUUUAUUGAUGUUUAUGAAAGUUUAUUGUAUCUGUUGGAACAACAUGGGGUUGUGAGGGUUCUGGACUGAGUGCAGGGUGACUGAAUGUGUUAAAAUGUUGGUACAACAAUCAGUUAAAAAAUGA
Eriocheir sinensis (Chinese mitten crab) is the source of this 2914-nucleotide messenger RNA. Its product is annotated as leucine-rich repeat-containing protein 49-like. Lineage: Eukaryota; Metazoa; Arthropoda; Malacostraca; Decapoda; Varunidae. Gene Ontology annotation, molecular function: protein binding; U2 snRNA binding. The coding region runs from base 150 to 2684 and encodes 844 amino acids. Gene Ontology annotation, biological process: mRNA splicing, via spliceosome. The transcript has 9 exons. The record is from RefSeq and is a predicted model, not a curated record.